AUGGGUAAUCAAAUUGUAUGCCCCUCCGAUAUGGGGUGGUAUCAAGAUGAUUUAACAAAGCUUGACAUACAGGUUGAGAACAGUAUAUACGAUGGAACCUUUAUGUUGAGCUUCAAAGCUUUUAAUACAAAAUUAAAUAAAGACAUUGCAGUGAAAGCGUUUCUAAUACCCGAAGAUGAUAAUGGUAUACGAGAUCAACAAGUUUUAUCUGUAAUAGAGAGUUCAAAACAAAUUUUCGAUAAAUUAAUUCGUCAAGAAUAUAAAUUAAAAGGAUGUCUCGUUGGAAAUUAUCAUUUAGCAGAUCGACAGGUAUAUCUUGUACGUCCUUAUAUUACUCAUAGCCUCCAAUCUCGAAUGAAUGAUUAUCCCGAACUAACAAACAUCGAAAAAGACUGGAUUGCAUAUCAGAUUAUUCGUGCCGUCCAAAAUAUUCAUUCAAAUGGAUAUAUCCACGGCGAUAUUAAGCCAGAAAAUAUUUUAUUAACUGAUAGAUUACAAGUUUUAAUUACAGAUUUCUCGCCUUACAAACCAAAAUAUUUAAGAAGAUCGCAGCCUAACUAUUUCCUCCAUUAUUUUAAUUACAACGGCUCUUCUUCAUAUAUUGCCCCAGAAAGAGUUGUAGAAAGCCUUCCGCAAACACCCGUUAGCUUGCAAUGUGCAGAUAUAUUCUCGCUUGGAUGCGUACUCGCGUUUUUAUACACCGGAGGAAGCACAAUUUUCAAUUUUACUACAAUUCAAGAUUAUGCAAACGGAGACCUCACACCAUUACAAGCUCUCGAUAGAGUCAAAGAUGAGAAUAAAAGGAACUAUAUUAAAGAACUUAUUCAACUCGAUCCAAAUUAUCGUCUUCAAGCUUUCGGACAGGUCGAUUCGUACUAUCCUCCAUGGUUUUCUAAGUUUUACGAUGCAUUUUACUCAAAUUCUGUCGACACAGUUUUUAUGGAAAAAUUAUUGCAAAUUCACGACCAAUUAGUCGAUAUUAUACCACAAGAUGACCCAGAAAGUGCAUUAAUUUACUUCAAUAUCCUUUCUGAUGUUAUUCUUUCAUCAGGAAGAGCAUUUUCUUUACUAACUUUGCUAAAUCACUACGUUAACCUUACUACAACAUACUUCGAUACGCCAAUGAAGCUUACCAGAGCUAUUCCACCUUUAUUUGAGAUUUUCGAGAGAAAAAUUACGAUUGCUGGAUUAUUUGCUUUCAAUGCCAUCAACAGCAUCCUCGAAUCCAUUGACAGCAUCCCCCAUGAAUUCUCAAACUACCAUACAGCGUUCUUGAUUCCUCGUCUUUCUUCAGUUCUCAAAAUUAGUUGGGCUUCCAGUUUCCUCUGCAACCUAUCGUCGUGGGCAAUAUCAAUGCAAAGACUAUGGCCGACAUUUUACGAGGAUUUGCGAAGAGAUGUUUCAAUUUGCGAGUAUUUAUUUAUGGUAAAUUCAAGUAUUAUCCAGUCCAAUGGCUCUAACGAAUCAGACGUUGGAUUUAUCAGGGCAUUUCUCAAGGAAUGCUUGAGAUCUGCUGAACAAUGCGCAGAUUUUCAGUUAUUUUCCACACUUUCCUUCUUCUUUUUGCCACUUUUGACUACUGCGAUAUUCUUUUCUGACAUUGUCGAUGUAAUUUACGCGUUUUACUGCAAUUUUGACGCAAAUUCAAAAUUGAGAUUUUAUGAUAAUCUUCAAGACCCACUUUUCAACGCGAUUUUCUCUCAUGAACCAGAUGAGAACAACACAGUUGUCCUUUUCACAGCCUAUUUGAAGAUUUUGAAGAUGGAACCGCAACCAUUUUACGUAAGUACGAUUGCAACUCAUUCCUUGGCAUGGGUGAACCAUCCAAACCCAGCGAUAUCGAUUGCGGCCAAAAUUGUUUCAGAUAAUUUGCCAAUAAUGUUCAGAAAAUUAAAUACGGCAAAUUUAAUUGUUCCGCUCGGUCCUCUUAAAAUGUCGAACAAUGCAGCACCUGUUAAGUCUCAUUCCAAGCUAAAUGCUCGCUCAAUGACAUUAAAUCAGAUAUCUCAAAUUCAAACACGUAAAAUUCACUCAAAGAGUCAAUGGGUAAAUGGAAAUAAGUCAAUUACUGCCAGAGAAAGGUCCGAUGCUGCUUACAGGCAAGAUUCGAAGUCAUUAUUCAUUGCAUCGAAGAAAUUAGACGUAAUGAAGAUAACUGAUGUAUUCUUUUCUAAUGAAAACAAUAUAUUAGCUAAAGUAGGCGAUAGUUUGUUGGUUAGCGUUGAAGUUUCUAAAGGAAAAAUCAACAUUCUCCAAAAUUUCCAACAUUUUUGUCCGAUUUCUACAAUUGCAAGAGUUCAUGAUAAUUCAUAUGUCUAUGCUGAUGCUGAAAACAUAUAUUCUUACGAUUGCGAUCGCAUGAAACUCAUCAAAAAGACUUCAAACCAGAUAAAUGGAAUGAUUGCAUUGAAUUCCGAUCAAAUGGCACUUUUUUACAAAGAUUCGAAUUCUGUUGAAUUUUUUGAUAUAAAAAGUGAGUCGUUGAUACGAAAGAUGACAUGCAGUGAGUCAUGUGUAUCAUCUGUUGCCACAUUUGAAGACAUUCCUUUCAUUUUCACCACAGAUUUACUUGGAAAUGUAAAUGUAUUCGAUACAAGAGUCGAACUGCCAGUUAUGCACAAGCAAAUCAAUGGGGCAUACAAUAUUAUUCCUCUCUGCAAGGAUACUCUUAAGUUUGCUGUUGUAGGAAACGAAAUUGUUUCUGUCAGUUCAAUGGAAUCGGACAAUUCCUUGGUCGACAUCAUCGGCAGCCACGGUGCUGUAUGUAAUGAUGGUCAGGCAAUCGUUAUCUGCUCGUCAACAGGUACAUACUACGUAAGUAGCGAAGAUCCAAAUAGCUCAUACUCUUUGUUCGAAGGAGAGCAGCCUGUGAAGCUAAAUUACAGCGAUUUGACCAAUUACAUCACUCUUCCAAAGACUCUCAACAGAUCUCUCCAUAAUCAUUCGUUUUUGGUUGAAUCUGUUGUUUCCAGGGAUAAUGUCGUCUGUUCUGGAGAUAUAAAUGGCAUUAUGAAUAUUUGGUCUCCGAAUUUUACGCUUGAUUGA
Trichomonas vaginalis G3 is the source of this 3045-nucleotide messenger RNA. Its product is annotated as autophagy of peroxisome. Bases 1 to 3045 code for a protein of 1014 amino acids. Gene Ontology annotation, biological process: late endosome to vacuole transport; macroautophagy; protein phosphorylation. Gene Ontology annotation, cellular component: late endosome; phosphatidylinositol 3-kinase complex, class III, type II; phosphatidylinositol 3-kinase complex, class III, type I. Gene Ontology annotation, molecular function: protein serine/threonine kinase activity; ATP binding; protein binding. The record is from RefSeq and is a predicted model, not a curated record. NCBI's taxonomy places the organism in Eukaryota, Parabasalia, Trichomonadida, Trichomonadidae. The transcript has a single exon.